CUCUCUCUGCUCUCUUCUCAGAUUUUGUUUCCUUCUCCUCAGCUCUUUGUUUUGUUUUCUUCAGCUUCUUAAUUUUGAUAUUUGCCUUUUCUGCAAGCUUUGUUUCUUUGUUUUUUUAUUAACUCAGAUCUUGUCCUGUCGUGUUUGGAGCGUCUUUCAGGAUUAGGGGUUUGUAGAUCAGUCAGUUGCUGCUUAAUUUGAUGGAAUCUUAGCUUCUGUUAUUGAGAUUGACCAUUUAUCUAACUUCUUACAACUUUUCCUGAAGAAAUCGGCUAGGUUCUGUAGAUUCCUAGUUAUAUUGAUCUUUUUUUGGGAUCUGUAAUUCAAUAAAUUGUUUGUUUAUGAGUGAAACUUUGUUGUAUUUUGGAAUGGUGAUCAAAAAGGGAUUCAUAAGCAUUUUCAUUUAGUAGGUAGGCGCUGCUGCCCUGCUACGAGAGACAACUAAUCAAGAAGCUGAAGUCUAAUUAUUCUUUUAGCUAGUGGGAUUAUAAAAAAAAAAAGAGAAUAUAUAUAGAUCAUGGGCUUACUCUGCAGUAGAAGUCGACAUCAUACAGAAGAUACCGACGAGAAUGCACAGGCUGCUGAAAUCGAAAGACGGAUAGAGCAAGAAGCAAAGGCUGAAAAACAUAUUCGGAAGCUUCUCCUACUUGGUGCUGGAGAAUCAGGAAAGUCUACUAUUUUUAAGCAGGCAAGUAGUGACAAAAGGAAAAUUGUUUCUAGUGUAGUACUUACCUCAACUAUUUACAAGUUUUGGGUGCUAACUUUGCAGAUAAAACUUCUCUUCCAAACUGGAUUCGAUGAAGGAGAACUGAAGAGCUAUGUUCCGGUCAUCCAUGCCAAUGUCUAUCAGACUAUAAAAUUAUUGCAUGACGGAACCAAGGAGUUUGCUCAAAAUGAAACUGAUCCUGCAAAAUAUACGCUAUCCUAUGAAAAUAUGGCCAUUGGGGAGAAACUAUCUGAAAUUGGAGCUAGGUUAGACUAUCCGUGUCUUACCAAGGACCUCGCCGAGGGAAUAGAAACACUAUGGAAUGAUCCUGCUAUCCAGGAAACAUGUUCUCGUGGUAAUGAGCUUCAAGUUCCCGAUUGUACUAAAUAUCUGAUGGAGAACUUGAAGAGACUUUCAGAUGUCAACUAUAUUCCAACCAAGGAGGAUGUACUGUAUGCGAGAGUUCGCACAACUGGUGUCGUGGAGAUACAGUUCAGCCCCGUGGGAGAAAAUAAGAAAAGUGGCGAAGUGUACCGAUUGUUUGACGUGGGUGGACAGAGAAAUGAGAGAAGGAAAUGGAUUCAUCUGUUUGAAGGUGUUACUGCUGUGAUAUUCUGUGCUGCUAUCAGCGAGUUAAGCUCCAUUUCAUUAUUUAAUUUUUUUUUUUUGUAUAUUUGUUGCUGCCCAACUCACAACAGAGUUUUUUUUGGUCAUCAUAGGUACGACCAAACACUAUUUGAGGACGAGCAGAAAAACAGGAUGAUGGAGACCAAAGAACUGUUCGACUGGGUCUUGAAACAGCCCUGUUUCGAGAAAACAUCCAUCAUGCUUUUCCUCAACAAGUUUGACAUAUUUGAGAAGAAGGUUCUUGAUGUUCCGUUGAAUGUUUGCGAGUGGUUCAGAGAUUACCAACCAGUUUCGAGUGGGAAACAAGAGAUUGAGCAUGCAUACGAGUUUGUGAAGAAGAAAUUUGAGGAAUUAUAUUACCAGAACACUGCGCCGGAUCGCGUGGACAGGGUGUUUAAGAUCUACAGGACGACGGCUUUGGAUCAGAAGCUUGUGAAGAAAACGUUCAAGCUUGUAGAUGAGACUCUAAGAAGGAGAAACCUAUUGGAGGCUGGUCUUUUAUGAUUUACUUAUUUUGUUACUCCAGUAAAUUACCUAUUUUGUGUUUUAAAAAAACAUUUAUUUUUAAGAAACUGAAUGACCCUAAUUGUUCUGUCUGGAUUCUGGAGAAGUACAUGUGGUUCAAAAUUCGAUGUGUUUUUUAUUCUUAUUA
Brassica napus (rape) is the source of this 1985-nucleotide messenger RNA. Its product is annotated as guanine nucleotide-binding protein alpha-1 subunit-like. The transcript has 11 exons. NCBI's taxonomy places the organism in Eukaryota, Viridiplantae, Streptophyta, Magnoliopsida, Brassicales, Brassicaceae. Gene Ontology annotation, cellular component: heterotrimeric G-protein complex. Gene Ontology annotation, biological process: adenylate cyclase-modulating G protein-coupled receptor signaling pathway. The coding region runs from base 518 to 1837 and encodes 439 amino acids. Gene Ontology annotation, molecular function: GTPase activity; guanyl nucleotide binding; G-protein beta/gamma-subunit complex binding. The record is from RefSeq and is a predicted model, not a curated record.